Rhinopithecus roxellana (golden snub-nosed monkey) is the source of this 4794-nucleotide messenger RNA. It is a transcript of the gene RASAL1, whose product is annotated as RAS protein activator like 1. Gene Ontology annotation, biological process: negative regulation of Ras protein signal transduction; regulation of GTPase activity; cellular response to calcium ion. The transcript is spliced from 19 exons. Bases 1622 to 4144 code for a protein of 840 amino acids. NCBI's taxonomy places the organism in Eukaryota, Metazoa, Chordata, Mammalia, Primates, Cercopithecidae. The record is from RefSeq and is a predicted model, not a curated record. Gene Ontology annotation, molecular function: GTPase activator activity.
CCUGCCUGGGGGAGGGGCCAGCUGCAGCUCCCCCUCAACUGACUUCCCUCCACCGUCCUCCCUGUGCUCAUGCUGGCCCCUUGAUACAGUCCCUGGCACCACCCCAACCCCAUAGAUUGAUUUUCUGUGUGACCCCAGGCUGCUGUCUCUCCCUCUCUGGGCUGUAAGAAGCCUUUCAGCUCAGGAGCUGGGGAAUGUUCAGAAGACCUUUGACUGGGAAAAGGUCAGGUUGGGGGAAAGAGGGUAUUUGGGAGGAAGCACUGGGGGUCCAUCUGAGGUUGGUGCCACUGGGCUGGAGGAAGAAAGCAGUGUGUGUGUGUGUGUGUGUGUGUGUGUGCGCGUGUGCACAUAUGUGCACUAUUUCUUAGGGCACAGUGUGGUGAAAGGAGGGAGGAAGGGAGCAACAGGUAUGAGAACCAAACUUUGCAUCCACAAAUGUGGCUGUGUCUUUACUGGGCAAAGCAGAAUCUUUGUUCUCUGCUGGGUAAAGGGAAAAACUCCUGCAGGGGUGUCAGGGCAGAGAUGCUGUGCGUGUGCACCUGUUUCUGGGCUUGUCUUGGUCCCCAUUCCUCCUGUGCCUCCCUCCUGCUCACUGUGUACUUCAAAGCCCUGAGUGCUCCAUCCCCUGCUCACCUCCUGUCUCCUGGCCCCUCUCCCUCCCCCAUUCCCACCAGUCACCUUCCUAUUCAGCUCACCAAACUUAUUGCUGCCACAGGGCCUUUGCCCAUGCUGUUCCAGCCUUCUGGAAUACUUGUCCUUGUCCUCGUUAUCUCUCCCCACGCUGCCUGACUAGCUCCUACAGGAAGUCUUCCCUGAUUCCCUCUGACCCUACCCUCAAGACCCAACCAGGGGCCAUCGAGCUAACUCCAAUCCCAGAACUUCUUCCACCAUGUCCUAAUUGCUGGGAGACAGCGCCUGCUUGUGGAAGGGGGAUCUGUGGGGUAAACCCUCACACCUCUUCCUCUGAUCCCUGGAACUCAGCACAGGCUGGGCCCAUAGUCCAAGUGAAUGUUUGUGGAGUAAUGAAUGAACAAAUGAAGGAAUGGAAUUGUGUGUGUGUGUGUCGGUGACUGUGUUUGUAUGACUCUGUGUGUGUGUGUGUGUCUAUGUGUAUCUGCUUUAUAUCAUUGUAAGCCUGUGAGUGUGUGUCUCUGGAUCUCCGAGUGUGUCUCUGUGUUCCUGACAUAUGUCUAUUUUCAUGACUGUGUCUGUUUUCUGUGUGUCUAUCUGCAUGUGCCUCGUGUCUGUAUUUCCAAACACAAAGGCACAUAUUUUUAGGACUUUCUGAGGGUGCAUAUGUGUAUCUGCUUAUGUGUAAAUGUGUCUCUGUCUCUGGCCUCCUUGAUGUAUCUGUGAGCGACUCUGUCUCAGUGUGAAUCGGUGUGUGUAUAUCUGCACAUAUGUUUCUGCGGGUCGCUGUGCGUGUCUGUUGGUCUCUGUGUAUCUGGGACCUUAGUUGUGUAUUGGGGCCCUGUGUGUGUGUGUGUGUGUGUGUGUAGGAUCAUGCGUGUGUUUUGUGUAUGUGCCUCUGUGUGUGUGUGUUGAGAUCUCUGGUGUAUGUCUGAUACUCUGGGUAUGUGAGUGUUGGGGGGUGUGUGUGUGUCUAUGCCUGGAUUCGUACAUGCUCCAGUGUCCCUGGGUGAGUACAUAUCUAGGAUCUUGGAGUGGCUGUCCUUGGGUGUGUGUGCGUGUCUGGGCCCCUAGCCGGGUUCGUGUGGGGGUCUCUGAGUGUGUGUGUUUGUCUGGAUUUCCGUGUGUGUGUGUGUGUGUGUGUGUGUGUCUGGGUCUCCAGGUGUCUGCCUCCUGUGUGGCCCAAGGACCCCCAGCCCCCUGCACCUCCUUUCGCAGGACAGCAACUGUCUGGAGGAGCCUGGGCCCCUUCUGGGGGGAGGAGUACACUGUGCACCUGCCUCUGGAUUUCCACCAGCUGGCCUUCUACGUGCUGGACGAGGACACCGUCGGGCACGAUGACAUCAUCGGCAAGAUCUCGCUGAGCAGGGAGGCGAUUACAGCUGACCCCAGAGGGAUUGACAGCUGGAUUAACUUGAGCCGAGUGGACCCAGAUGCAGAAGUGCAGGGUGAGAUCCGCCUGUCAGUGCAGAUGCUGGAGGAUGGGCGGGGCCGCUGCCUUCGCUGCCAUGUGCUUCAGGCCAGGGACCUGGCUCCCAGAGACAUCUCUGGCACAUCUGACCCAUUUGCACGUGUGUUUUGGGGCAGCCAGAGCUUGGAGACCUCAACCAUCAAGAAGACUCGCUUCCCACACUGGGAUGAAGUGCUGGAGCUGCGGGAGAUGCCAGGUGCCCCGUCCCCACUGCGAGUGGAGCUCUGGGACUGGGACAUGGUGGGCAAGAAUGACUUCUUGGGCAUGGUGGAGUUCUCUCCGAAGACCCUCCAGCAGAAGCCACCCAAUGGCUGGUUCCGCCUCCUGCCCUUUCCCCGAGCCGAGGAGGAUUCUGGGGGAAACCUGGGUGCCCUGCGAGUGAAGGUACGCCUGAUCGAGGACUGCGUCCUGCCCUCCCAGUGCUACCAGCCUCUCGUGGAGCUGCUCAUGGAGUCUGUGCUGGGGCCAGCAGAGGAGGACACUGCUAGCCCCCUGGCCUUGCUGGAAGAGCUGACCUUGGGGGACUGCCGCCAGGACCUUGCCACCAAGCUGGUGAAACUCUUUCUUGGCUGGGGACUGGCUGGACGCUUUCUGGACUAUCUUACCCAGCGUGAGGUGGCUCGGACCAUGGACCCCAACACCCUCUUCCGUUCUAACUCCCUGGCAUCCAAGUCGAUGGAACAGUUUAUGAAGCUCGUGGGCAUGCCCUACCUGCACGAGGUCCUGAAGCCUGUGAUUAGCCGCGUCUUUGAGGAGAAGAAGUACAUGGAGCUGGAUCCCUGCAAGAUGGACCUGGGCCGCAGCCGGAGGAUCUCCUUCAAAGGUGCGCCCUCGGAGGAGCAGAUGCGGGAGACCAGCCUGGGGCUGCUGACGGGCUACCUGGGGCCCAUCGUGGACGCCAUCGUGGGCUCCGUGGGGCGCUGCCCGCCCGCUAUGCGCCUCGCCUUCAAGCAGCUGCACCGGCGCGUGGAGGAACGCUUCCCUGAGCCAGAGCACCAGGAUGUGAAGUACCUGGCCAUCAGCGGAUUUCUCUUCUUGCGAUUCUUCGCGCCCGCCAUCCUUACCCCAAAGCUGUUUGACCUGCGGGACCAACACGCGGACCCCCAGACCAGCCGCUCACUGCUGUUGCUUGCCAAGGCUGUGCAGAGCAUCGGAAACCUGGGCCAGCAGCUGGGCCAGGGCAAGGAACUGUGGAUGGCCCCCCUGCACCCCUUCCUGCUGCAGAGCGUCUCACGUGUGAGAGACUUCCUGGACCGGCUGGUGGAUGUGGAUGGGGAUGAAGAAGCUGGUAUCCCAGCCCGGGCCCUGUUCCCGCCCUCAGCCAUUGUUCGAGAAGGCUAUCUGCUGAAGCGCAAGGAGGAGCCCGCCGGCCUGGCCACGCGCUUUGCCUUCAAGAAGCGCUACGUCUGGCUCAGCGGGGAGACCCUCUCCUUCUCCAAGAGUCCUGAGUGGCAGACGCGCCACUCCAUCCCCGUGUCGCACAUCCGCGCCGUGGAGCGCGUAGACGAGGGCGCCUUCCAACUGCCCCACGUGAUGCAGGUGGUGACGCAGGACGGCGCGGGGGCGCUGCACACCACCUACCUCCAGUGCAAGAAUGUGAACGAGCUCAACCAGUGGCUCUCGGCCUUGCGCAAGGCCAGCGCCCCCAACCCGGACAAGCUUGCCGCCUGCCACCCCGGUGCCUUCCGCAGCGCACGCUGGACCUGCUGCCUUCAGGCUGAGCGCUCAGCCGCCGGCUGCAGCCGUACACACUCAGCUGUCACCCUGGGGGACUGGAGUGACCCACUGGAUCCCGAUGCUGAGGCCCAGAUGGUGUAUCGGCAGCUGCUCCUGGGGCGGGACCAGCUCAGGCUGAAAUUACUGGAGGAUUCUAAUAUGGAUACAACUCGGGAGGCAGACACAGGGGCCUGUCCUGAGGUCCUGGCCCGGCAAAGAACAGCAGCUGCCCGCCUGCUGGAGGUGCUCGCAGACCUGGAUCGUGCCCAUGAGGAGUUCCAGCAGCAAGAGCGAGGGAAGGCGGCCCUGGGCCCACUUGGCCCCUAAGGAAAUGCCACAGCUAGUCCGGAAGGAGGAGCAAGGAGGUGGGGGGCCCUCUCCUCGGCGCAUCCUGCCCCAGGAAUCUCCUGUCUCCUUGUUCCUCUUUGAUUCUGUGGUUUGGAGGCUCCCAGAGAUGUACCUAGUCCUGUGUGCCUUGAGUCCAGAACUCAGGGCAUGGAAGUCCUUUGGCAGGGGCCAGCUUUGCACUGAGUGAAUCUCGCUCUCUGGGUUCAGACUGGAGUGGAUAGGAUAAGGAAUCUGACUUAUUUGACUGAGACCGGGGUCUCUGCUUCACCAAACUGGCCUCUAUCCAUACCAAGGAGGCCAGCCUGGCUCUGAGCUGCUGGAUACAGCUGGACCUGAAUUCCUGAAGCCCAUGUGAUGUUGUUGCCCCAGAUAGGCACUAAAUGGGCUCACUCCUUCCUGUUUUUGUGUCUGCUAAUCCCUAUAACCUCACUGAUUCUUCUGUACCCUGCCCUUGGCCUAGGACCCCAACCACAAGCUUCCAGAAUUAGGUACCCUCAGGAAGAACCAAGGCUGGGUGGGGGUCCAGUGUGCCACACUCAGACCCUUGGAGCCUGGGAGACCUUGGGCCAGGCUCUUUGUCUCUCUUUGGGUCUCAGAUUACUCUGUAUAAAAAGAGGAAGGAAAGUCUA